Bombyx mandarina (wild silkworm) is the source of this 1655-nucleotide messenger RNA. RefSeq names its product cyclin C (gene CycC). The record is from RefSeq and is a predicted model, not a curated record. NCBI's taxonomy places the organism in Eukaryota, Metazoa, Arthropoda, Insecta, Lepidoptera, Bombycidae. Gene Ontology annotation, biological process: regulation of transcription by RNA polymerase II. Gene Ontology annotation, molecular function: cyclin-dependent protein serine/threonine kinase regulator activity.
AAAUCCGAAAAUCAAAAAAAAGGGGGCCAAAUUCAGUGAGCCUCUUGUCACUUCUGUAUGAAAACCGGGAAAUAAAAUCGUAAAAAAAGCAUGAACAGUGUCAAAAUUGUCAAAACAUGUACAGUGUUUAUAAUAAUUACUUGAAUUUAUCAGUUAUGCAUACAUAUUACUAAAAUACACAGUUUCAAAAGUUUCAUAGAAUAGGAAUGGAUGGAAAAAUGUUAAAUUUGUAAAAAAAGUAUGUUUUUUUGAAAAAUCAAAAUAUACCAAAUUUUAAUAAUUAUUGUGUUUUGCCUUUGAAGAAAUGGCUGGAAAUUUUUGGCAAAGCUCACAUCAUCAACAAUGGAUACUCGAUAAGCAAGAGCUAAGGCGCGAUCGCCAGUUUGAUUUGAAUAUUUUAUCAGAAGAAGAAUACCAAAAAGUAUUUAAUUUUUUUGCUAGUAUAAUUCAAGUUUUAGGCGAACAACUUAAACUUCGUCAGCAAGUAAUCGCAACUGCAACAGUUUACUUUAAAAGAUUUUAUGCAAGGAACUCUUUGAAGUGUAUUGAUCCACUUCUUUUGGCACCAACAUGCGUAUUUCUUGCAUCUAAAGUUGAAGAAUUUGGUGUUAUAUCCAAUUCCAGAUUAAUAACAACCUGCCAGACAGUUAUAAAAAAUAAGUUUAGUUAUGCUUAUGGACAACAAGAGUUCCCGUACAGGACAAAUCACAUUCUGGAGUGUGAAUUUUAUUUACUAGAAAAUUUAGAUUGUUGUUUAAUUGUAUACCAACCAUAUAGACCAUUACUACUUUUUGUCCAAGACAUAGGACAAGAUGAUCAACUUCUGACAUACGCUUGGAGAAUAGUAAAUGAUUCCUUGAGAACAGAUGUUAGUUUGUUGUACCCACCCUAUCAGAUUGCAAUUGGUGCCUUACAAAUAGCAUGUGUGAUGCUUGGUAAAGACAAUCUCAAACCUUGGUUUGCUGAGCUAAAUGUUGACAUGGAUAAAAUCCAAGAAAUUGUGAGAGCUAUCAUUAACCUUUAUGAGAUGUGGAAAAGUUAUGAUGAAAAAAAAGAAAUACAAGGGCUAUUGUCCAAGAUGCCCAAACCAAAGCCAGCUCCCCAGAGAUAGCAAGACAUAUUUUGUAGUAUGGAUUUGUAUAAUGGAUAUAUAAUUUAUAAUUGUAGACAUGAAAAAUUCGUUUUUAAUUCCCUAGGAAAAGAAAUUACUAUUUUUGAUGAGGUUACUUAUAUUUCAAGUGAUUUUUAUGAAUUUUUUCAACCAUAAACAAAUACAGUGUAGAGCACACUUUAGAGCAUAAAUUAAAAGAACAACAACUAAGUUAUUUAAUUUUCCAUCACAAGCCAAAGAUACUUUCUUUAUUGGUUGUUAUGUGAUUUAAGACUAUUGUAUCCUAUUGUAGCCUUUAGACACAAAAGUAAAUUAUUCCUUUAUUGCAAGUUUAAUGUUUAAAUAAUGUCAUUGUAUUGCUAUGCUGCACAAUAACAUUGUUCAUAUAAGUAAACUGACAAAGAUAAGUAUGAUGACAAAAGCUAAAGAAAAAAGGCAAUUCUGAUGAAUUUAGUCUUAUCUGUCUGCAUGUUUUUGAGCAUUGAUACUUCAUUCAUUAACUUCACAUUUUACAACAUUAACAAUUUUGAACAUUGAAAAUGAG